This is a messenger RNA of Spinacia oleracea (spinach), 942 nucleotides long. RefSeq names its product formin-like protein 21b. Lineage: Eukaryota; Viridiplantae; Streptophyta; Magnoliopsida; Caryophyllales; Amaranthaceae. Bases 272 to 583 code for a protein of 103 amino acids. The record is from RefSeq and is a predicted model, not a curated record. The transcript has 6 exons.
GGGAGGGGUUGUUUUUCGAAAGAGGAUAAAAAUAGUGGUUUAGAGAUUCUGAAGCAGUAAAGGCUUCAACGAAUCAAGUCAGAAACAGGAGUUCAAGGCACCACAGAAAACCCAAAUAAAAAUAGUUAUGUUCCUUCUCUCAUCUCCCCCUUGUUAAUCAAAUUAAUAUUCUAUUAGGUUUGCAAUGAUAAUGCUAUUUUGUUUUUACAGAUAGUAGCAAUUUCAGUUGGAGUUGUGAGUGUUGCCAUUGGGAUUGGCAUUCCUGUUUUUUAUGAAACCCAGAUUAACAAUGUUGCAAAGCGAGAGAAUACACAACUUUGCUUUCCAUGCAACGGCUCUGGAGCUCGUUACAGAUUUUAAAAAGAGUUUGAAUACUGUAAAUUCUGCAUGUGAUGAGGUGCAAAAUUUUGGGAACUUGAAAGAGAUCAUGCAGUUAAUCCUUAAUCUAGGAAAUUUAUUAAAUUCUGGAACUGCAAGAGGAGAUUAUGUGCAGCAUAAAAACUUUAUAUCAAAGUUCGCCCCUUACCAUUCUUCGGCCAAAGAUACUCAUCAUAUUCGUCAUCUAUGGGGCUAUGGGCUGUAACAUGUGGAGGAUAUAGAUCUCACUUUUCUAAAUGCGCGCUGCAGGUUUCUGCUGCUGGUUCUUCGUUACAGAAACCAUUCACAAUGAGGUUGUUCUUUUAAAGGUUUUCAAAACUCCAAGGGAGGGGCCCUUUACCAAAGAGGAGUUGGAUGAAGUUCGAUACAAGUGGGCUACUUAUUUCAACGAUUGUGAACUACCCUCAAUGUAAUAAAUAGAGCAGGCUUGUAGUUAUCCGUGAGUCUUACAUUAUUUUUUUAUUUAUCGAUUUAAUUAAUUACAUUUGAAUUAAUUCGGUAAUAUUAUUGGAAAUUUGAAAUUUAUAUCAUUUUUGAGGAAUGUCAAGCUGAUGUUUGGUGAAA